UUGCUCCAGUCCAAUUCAACCCACACCGGCCGCCGUCGCUGGUCGCCGCCCCAUGCUACUCCUCCCCGCCCUCCUCCGCCGCGCCCACCCGCACCACCCUCCCCGCCGCCACCUCUCCCGCCUCCUGGACCACUACGGCUUCGCGCCGCCCGCAUCCCUGACCCCGAACCCGCGAGAAGCCCCCCACGCCGCCGCCGAGAAGAAGCGCCGGACCAAGAAGCCCCCCUACCGUCCGCCGUCUUCGCUCGACCGCGGCGGCCGCCCGGCCUCCCACUCCGACCUCCCCUUCGACUUCCGCUUCAGCUACACCGAGAGCACCCCGGACGCCAAGCCCAUCGGGCUCCGCGAGCCCAAGUACUCCCCGUUCGGGCCCGGCCGCCUCGACCGGCCCUGGACCGGCCUCUGCGCGCCCGCCGUCGACACCACAAUCCGCGACGUCCACGCCGAGGACCCGGCCCCCGCCGCCGAGAAGGACCUGCAGGAGGCCCGCCGGCGCGAGCGGGAGCGCGUGCUCGGCGAGCCGCUCACCCCCGCGGAGCGCACGUUCGUGGUCGACAAGUGCCAGAGGAACCGCACCAAGCGGCAGGUUAAUCUCGGCAGAGAUGGGCUCACUCAUAACAUGCUAAAUGACAUUCAUAACCACUGGAAGCACGGCGAGGCCGUUAGGGUCAAAUGCCUAGGUGUGCCAACGGUUGAUAUGCAAAAUGUGUGCCAUGAGCUUGAGGAUAAAACUGGUGGCCUUAUCAUCCACAGGCAUGGUGGUCAGUUAAUACUGUACAGGGGGAGGCAUUAUCAUCCAAAGAAAAGACCUGUUAUUCCGUUGAUGUUGUGGAAGCCAGCCGAACCUAUCUACCCCAGGCUAAUCAAAACAACAAUAGAAGGGCUAACAGUUGUGGAAACGAAGGCAAUGAGGAAAAAGGGCCUACAUGUUCCUGUUUUAACAAAGCUCGCAAAGAAUGGGUAUUAUGCUAGUCUUGUGCCAAUGGUUCGAGAUGCUUUUUUGACCGAUGAAUUGGUUCGAAUAGAUUGUAAAGGAUUGCCAAAAAGUGACUACCGCAAGAUUGGAGUAAAGCUCAGAGACCUUGUUCCUUGCAUUCUUGUCUCUUUUGACAAGGAGCAAAUUAUUAUUUGGAGGGGAAAGGACUAUGAUGAAAGCAUGCAGAAUAAUCUGCAGCGGUCAUUCCCUUCAGUUCUUGAAUCAGAGAGUGCAUCAGUGAAUAAUGAGAAUGGUGAACAUGAAGAAGCGUCAAGUGAGAGCGCAUCAGUGAAGAAUGAGAAUGGUGAACAGGGAGAAACAUCAAGUGAUUGGUCUUCUGAUGAGUGUUCUGAGAACAGUAGCUCUGAUGAAGUGCCAGAUGACAAGUAGGCCAUUCUGGGGUAGAAUAUCCUUAGAUCAAUCUGAUAUAUUCAUAACACACAGAUUACAAGAUUGCUGAAUAGGCACCAGCUGUUCACAAAGCCAGUGUGCCCUUAGACUCUGCGAACUUGUGUAUUCUCUACCUGUGCUAAUGACCAUCAAUUUGCAACGAGAAUCUUUAUCUCUAUUUCUUGUUUUCAAUCAUCCAUGACUAGUUUUUGGCGGUUGUACAAGCUUGUUCAUUUCCGUGGAUGGGAUAGUAGUUGCUUCGGAUGGAAGACUCACAUCUAGCAGUUGUAGUAGCUUGAGGAUCUAGCAGUCAAGUAAGCAAAGAACUAGAAUGUUGAUCUUAUCUUACUGACCACCAUUGGUAGGUUGCGGUGGACUGGAGGGUGUAUUAUAUGAAGUUAUGAACCUCAUUUACGCAAGAAAUGUAAAGCCUAUAAUGAACAAUGAUACAUGAAUGCUAUCCAAUCUUCACUGGGCCUGGAGAUUCCUUGA
This is a messenger RNA of Brachypodium distachyon (stiff brome), 1858 nucleotides long. RefSeq names its product CRS2-associated factor 1, mitochondrial. Gene Ontology annotation, molecular function: RNA binding. Bases 53 to 1366 code for a protein of 437 amino acids. NCBI's taxonomy places the organism in Eukaryota, Viridiplantae, Streptophyta, Magnoliopsida, Poales, Poaceae. Gene Ontology annotation, biological process: Group II intron splicing. The record is from RefSeq and is a predicted model, not a curated record. The transcript is spliced from 5 exons.